Acanthaster planci (crown-of-thorns starfish) is the source of this 16190-nucleotide messenger RNA. RefSeq names its product fibrocystin-L-like. NCBI's taxonomy places the organism in Eukaryota, Metazoa, Echinodermata, Asteroidea, Valvatida, Acanthasteridae. The record is from RefSeq and is a predicted model, not a curated record.
CAUGAUGUAUGAAUGCUUGGACCCAUGCUCUGAUGACAUAAACGUUGGUACUGACCACACUACACUCAGUGACAGCGUGACGGGCGCCGGGCGACAGACUUCAGUUUUAUUACGAUCGUUCAUUUAUAUUUGCACAAGAUUAUCAGCAAGUGUCCUUCCCAAGUUAUAUCACUCUAUUUGCUCAGAAGACACGCAUUGUGACCGGGCGAUCAUCGAUUCACUGUGAGGGGCUAGUUUUGUUUCAUCCUGCGCUGCUGUGAUUCCUUGUAGGACCACAGUCUGGCCUUUGCUCGGAUCCGUGUGUCGCCUGUCCGAUCCACCGAUCAUGGCGUCCCUGACGACCGCCAUGCUGCUGGUGAUCGCUUCGCUGACUCGACACACAGUGGACGCGAGUGAAGCGAAAGUGAACUCCCUUUCGUUCAACUAUGGAAGCACGGCGGGCGGCACCAGGAUUACCAUAUUCGGAACAGGGUUCAGUCCUGAUCCAUUCAGCUUCGGGGAGGGCAACGAGGACAAGGGGAACCUGGUGUUCCUGCAGAAUUCGUUCUUCUCGAUUCCCUGUGACGUCAUCCCCUACUUGAGCAAUACAGAGAAAAUCGUAUGCGACACACGAUCUCUGAAAGACGAGGGAACUUUCUCAGUCUAUGUCAUUGUUGAUGGGGUACCAGUGGAGCGAUAUUGCAACAAGGAUCCCUGGUGUGAAUUCACCUACCGUGAAGCCAACACUCCAACUAUUUCAUCUGUCACUCCUAUGAGUGGACUCCCAGGUACAAAGCUUACCAUUCGUGGCAAAAUCAUCACGGACAUCUACGACCCUUCAAAAGCCUUGGAGGAUGAAGAUGACAAUUAUGAAGGCAAACCCCAAAUUCUAAGGGUUUACUGGGGAAAUUACUUCUGUGAUCCUGUUGAUCCAGAAACAGAAGAUUUCUAUAACAUCGCUUUGGAUAGUGCUGAUUCACAGUACGGAGUUAUUGAGUGUGUACCAGUGGGAACAUAUAUUGCUUCCCAAUCUCUCUCCUAUCUCGUUUCUGACGAGUACGGCCGCAGCGCCUCCGACAAAAGUAUCCUCAAAGUCAGCGGCAGGAACCAACUCUACCUCUACCAAGCACAUGCCGAUGUGCUGGACGUCAGCCCAACACUCGGCAGCACCCAAGGUGGCACUGUACUGACUAUCCAUGGACAGUACUUUGACGAGCGGAACACCAUUGUGUUUGUUCAAGGCGUUCCUUGUGAGAUUUUUAAUAUCAGCACCACAGAGAUCCUGUGCGUGACCGGACCAGCCCCUCCAGAGCAGAGCAUCUACCCCGGUGGGAGGGGCUUGGAAUAUGAAGUCUGGAGGGACACAAGUGUCAAUUUGGACGAUGCAGACUGGAAUACCAGUGCGGCAGACUAUAACUCCACCGUUGUCUUGGAGGCCAGUUCAACCCCCGAGCACGUCUUCGGCGAGGAAGAAAAUUUUGUCUCACGCCUCACAGGCUUCUUUGUACCACCUCGCACUGGGGAAUACCGGUUCUUUGUUCGAGGAGACGACCUUGUAGACCUGUGGUUAAGUUCAACUGCAUCUGCAGACAAUUUGACUAAAAUUGCCUACAUAUCAAGUCACCAGCAGAACUGGCACUCUGUAGACUCCCAGUCCUCUGAGAAACUCACUCUCAUUGGAGGUCAAAGCUAUUACAUGGAGGCCCGACAUCGCGAGUAUGGUGGCAGUGACUUUGUCCAGGUGGGCGUGGCCUUCUUUGACGUGCCCCUCAAUACCUUCAACACAUCGACUGCGACCAAUGAGCUCCAGGAAAUCGCCACCACAUCCACUGUCCACAAGGAGCUGCAGACUCUGACUGUAGUUGGGGGUUCGUAUGAGACUCAAAAGGUCUACGUUGAGCUGCCUUCAUGCCCAACAACCGUUGCUUCUAGCAAUGACAGCAGCUCAGCGUGCAACAUCUCGGGAGUCUAUAGGCUGCAGUUUGACGGGCAGAUGACAGGUGACAUCGAUGUGACUGCGUCAGCUGCCGAAGUACAAGCAGCGUUGAAUGCCAUCUUGGACCCUGAUACAGUUGCCGUGACACAGUCCAGUGACGGCUACGCAAAUACUUACACAGUGGAGUUCCACAUUGCCCAAGAGGGAAUCGCAUUGCUGACUGUGGAUCAAGAUGACCCUAACCUUGUUGUCAUGGUGACUCAAGUUAAGUCCUAUGCUCCCGUAGAGCUGAGUGAGUUUGCCCUGUUGUAUGAUGGAAUAACGUCUGUGCCACUAUCGCCGAGCUCCACGGCUGAAGAGGUUCAAAACGCCCUCCUGGAAAUGUUCAGCGUCAAGUGCUCCACCAGCGGCAGCAUCAAGGGGUAUCUGGUGCAGGACUACGAAGGGGAUAGUCUCGGAUGGAUCAACGGGGAGGUCAUUAACAGCCAGGAGCCCUACUGUGGCCGCUGGCUGAUCAAGAACCCUUACCACAUUUUCUAUGCCGGCCGGAGCCGGACGUCCGGCAGCGAAAAGGAACUUGACUCCUUUGACAUCAGGCAAUAUGAUCAGUUGUGUUUCGGCCACCGAGGUGGCAUCCAGUCGUUCAUCCAGGUUCGCAUCCACUGGAUGGACCAGGAGUUCAACGACCGGGUCAACUGGAUAAACCUCCUUGACAGCAAGCUACAAUCUUCUGAAAGCUGGUUAUACACCUGCCUAGAUGUACAUACCUUGAUCCAGUCCACCUGGGUCUAUAAUCAACACCUGAGUGGAACAGCCCUGAGAUUCGAGCGCAUCAGAGUGUUCAGGAUAGAAGGCCAAGAUCUGUUCCUUGACAACCUUUACAUUGGACGCAGUGUCCCACAAUAUGUACGCGAGCAACGUGCUGCAAGCCCAAAUGGCAUCUUUGUGCUGGACGCAUCCGUCCACAAGACCGACUUGAGCUUCAACAUCACCCUGACGCCAGCUGCUUGUGGCAAUGAUUUCCCACUGAUUGGCAUCAAGGACGCCAACAUCAGCACCAAUUCAAGCAGUGAAGUGGCAUACUGGAGUGAGACCUGGCCCUCCGACACCAUGAUCUCCGUUCAGCGGAGGGUGCCAGCCACUCCCCCGAUUGGUGGAACCUUUGAGAUUGAACUGUACGGUGUAAAUUUCGAAGUUUCAGCCCAGGCCACAGCAGACCAACUGAAGGAGGCCCUCCAAGCCAACCUGGACAUCGGCUCCUUAGAAGUGUUCAGGGAAGGCAGCUGCUCAGGCUACUCAUGGGAGGUGGAGUGGCUGUCCAAGGGAGGCAAGCAGCCCCUCAUGCAGGUGAAUGGUAGCGGACUGACAGGCUACGAGGUGGGCGUGACUUCUCAUCGUGUGGAGGAGGGUCAUGUCUUCCUGGCUCCAAUACCUGGAGAGUUCCUCAGGCUCGCCCACCCUCAGCCGCAAGUGGAGGUGAUCGUCAACAACGUCCCAUCUAGCUGUUCCCUGGGCCAGUGCUCCUUUGAGUACAGCGACAGCGUCACACCCAAAAUCUUAAGCUCUACCCCUGCAAAUGGCUCUGCCUACCAUGACACUGUCCUAACCAUCACCGGCUCCGGGUUCAGCGUCAAUGCUGGAGAAAACAACGUCACUAUCGGUGGUGCUGUGUGCGAUGUUGUCUCUUUCAAUGAGUCCUCCGUGUCCUGCGCCGUCACUGAAUCGGCAGCCGGCUUGUAUAAUAUCAGCCUGAUGGUAGAGGGUCGUGGUAAUUCCUUAUACCCGAAUGGACCGAUCACAUUCCAGUAUGAACUAGGAGUUACCAAUGUCAGCCCAACAUCUGGAAGCACAGCUGGCGGUACCCGAGUAAACAUCACAGGGUACGGCUUCAGUGAAGAUAUGCAAAGCACCUCAGUAACUAUUGGUGGGCAGUCGUGCAUAAUUGACACGAUAACGUACGAUGAAAUCCAGUGCGUCAUUGCAUUGGACACACAGGAAUCCAGACGCAGGCGACGCUCCCUCCAGGUGGACCUUAUCAUCGUGGUGAACAGCCAGACCCUCACCGAGGAGGGCAUCUUCACCUUUGACCCUUCCCUGACCCCAACGAUUUUGGGGAUCAGUCCCAACGUGUCUAGUGUGAAAGGCGGAGGCAUUUUGACCAUCUCGGGCAGUGGCUUUGGAAGCAGCGGUGCCAAGGUUACCGUCGGCAAUGCAGACUGCGUGGUCACUGCUCAGGCGGAUGGCGAAGUCAAUUGCACCAUUCCCGAGCAUUCACCGGGGACCUUCUAUGUUAUCCUGGAGGUGACUGACCAAGGGUUUGCCGAAGCCAAUGGCAUGACGUUUGUGUACCAGCUGGACGUGACAGGGAUAUUUCCAGACAGCGGCUCUGUUCAAGGUGUCACCGCGGUGACCAUCGCAGGCGUCGGUUUCGGGACAAACACCAGCGAUGUCUCGGUCAGUCUCGGCGGCGUUGCUUGCACAGUGAAUUCAGUGGCCGACAGCAGCAUCCAAUGCCUGACGACAUCCUCUGAGGCUACUCACAGUGUGGACAACUUUGGCAAGCACCAAUCGUACGGCAUCGGCUACAAAUGGAAUCCCCAGGUUCUGUCUGUGACGGCCGGUGAUGUCGUGGUAUGGCAGUGGUCAGUGCAACAGCAGGUCACUGGCAUCGGGUACGCCGUCAUGCAGACGGCCGAUGCUGAUGCGGUCAUGUACGACGGUCAGGGAUUCUACAGCGGGGAACGAUCCUCCGACGGUAAUUUUGCCUACCGAUUCUCCACCCCGGGCACUUAUUACUAUUCUAGUGGCCCUGUGGAUGAAGAUGGCAACCUCUACAUGAAGGGAAUAGUCAAAGUCAACGAGCCCACAGCAACAUCCAACAAAGUGGUGGUUACUGUGGGAGGAUAUGACGCCUUGCAUGACACCCAGUCAGAUGUUGGGGAACCCAUGAGUUCAGACAACUGUUCAGGUAGUAGCAUGGCUAUCCCAUCAUGUAAUGUGCCCCCGGCUGAGCAACCCGACUCCUCCAGUUUCUACUUCUCCUACUGGGCCUGCAAGACGCCCAUCGUGGACGACUUUGGUCCCAAAGUGGGCACCCCAGAUCAGAUCAUCAAUGUCACUGGGUUGGGCUUUAGUGAUGUGCCGUGCGAGAAUGAGAUCUCGUUCGGCAGCUACUCUUGCAUUCCUCAGAUGGCCACAAAUGUCUCCGUCACCUGCCUGAUGGACACCGCUGGCAGCAUGCCAGUCGGUCAGCCCCUGUCCAUCUCACUGGUGGUAAAGAACCUUGGCCGUGCCCUCGUUCAGAUUCCGAUGCCAGCUGACCGUGGUUUCACCCUCAAGCCACAGAUCGACGCACUGUCUACCCACAGCGGGGGAAUCACUGGCGGCACGGAGGUCGUCAUCUCGGGGAAUGGCUUCUCGUCCGACACGGUGUCAGUGUGGAUUGGCAGCAGCGGCUGCCUGGUCCAGUCAGUCACCUACAUGCAGGUGGUGUGCAAGACAACACCGGCCACGGCAGGGAGUGCUGAGCUCCGUCUGGAGAUCAACUCCCAGUGGGCUGCAUGCAAUGAUGACUGCAGCUUUGAGUUUUCUGAAGCCAUGACGCCUGUCGUGGAUGGAAUCUCCCCAACCACUGUCUCCGGUGCCAGCACUUCCAUCCAGAUCCUUGGCUACGGAUUUGUUAAUGAGACCUCAGACAUCACUGUGAUGAUCGGCGGGGUUGCCUGUGUCGUGACAAAUGCCUACGACGAGGAGAUACAGUGCGACGUUGGGUAUGUGUCCGUUGGCGACCAGCCUGUGGUUGUCAAUAUCGCUGGCAAGGGUGAUGCCUAUUUCAACGUCAGCAAUAUCGUCACAAGUGCCAUGGUCAUCGACAGCAUCGACCCAAGCUCUGGUAGCACAGAGGGAGGACAAUCCAUCACCAUCCUGGGUAGCGGUUUUGUGGAUGGUAGCACCACAGUUGACAUUGAUGGAUCAGACUGUGUCAUUGAGAGUGUGUCCCUGUAUGAGAUAAUCUGCGUGACAUCUGACCAUGCUGCAGGAGUAGUUGACCUUGUGGUGACCUCCCAGGGUGAAGAUUACCCAGCCGCCAAUUACGAGUACUCAGCUUCCGACACGCCGACAAUAAGUUCAAUCACACCAACCUCGGGCGUCACUGGCGACAGCAUCACAAUAUCCGGUUCCAGCUUCAGCACCAACACGUCCGACGUGGCCGUCUUCAUCGACGGUGUGGUCUGCACCGUCAGUAGCGCAGCCGAUGAUUCCAUCGCGUGCAGCGUAGGCCCCCACUCAGCUGGCACCUAUGCUGUGGUGAUCUACAUCAAGGGCAAGGGCUUGUCUGGCAGCGACACCAUGUUUGAGUACGAGCUGACGCUGUCGUCAGUCAGCCCUGUUGAAGGAAGUUUUGGUGGAGGUCGCAUCCUGUCUAUUGAUGGAGCUGGCUUUGAUGAGACAGCCAUUGUCAUGGUUUGCAACAAUUCCUGCCCGAUCAGCAACAGCACGUCCUCAUUGAUUGAGUGUGAAGUGCCUGCCAACUCAGGUAGUGGCGAAGUAGUCUGUGAUGUCACUGUCACCCUGGCCAGCGGUGCCACGUCCACUGAGUCGGACGCCUUCACCUACAAGACCAGCCUGACACCAGUCAUUGACUCUGUGGAGCCUCGCCGCGGGGGCACUGCAGGUGGAACCACCCUCAACAUCACCGGCUCUGGUUUUGAGUCAUCCGGAAAUGUUGUGACCGUUGGAGGGUCCCCCUGCACCGUCCAAUCAGAAUCGACCACGGAGAUCAUCUGUGAGACUGGACCCCAUAGCCCGCCUGAGAUGACCAAAGUCCGGGUGGAGGUUGGAAACAACGGAAUUGCGACCCAGGAUAACGCUGACUUCUACUACAUUGAUGUGUGGUCGUCUCGCUACACCUGGGGUAACCAAGAUCCGCCAGUUGAGGGCGACUUUGUUGUGGUGCCAGCCGGCCAGACCCUACUUUUGGACAUCAGCACCCCCAUCUUGAAAAUGCUUCUCAUCCAAGGUGGCAAGGUGAUGUUUGAUGAGGCGGACAUCGAGCUCCAUGCCGAGAACAUCCUGAUUGUGGAUGGAGGCCACCUGCAGGUGGGCACGGAGGAAGAACCAUUCCAGCACGAGGCCACCAUCAUGAUGCACGGCCACGUCCGCUCCACUGAGCUGCCACUGUUUGGCGCCAAGACCCUGGCCGUUCGCAACGGCACCCUGGACCUCCACGGUAAGCCAGUCCCAAUCACGUGGACCCGGCUAGCCCAGACAGCCGGUGCAGGUGCCACUCGAAUGGUGUUGGAGAAGUCAGUGACUUGGAAGGCCGGGGAUCAGAUAGUCAUUGCAUCCACAGGACACAGACACAGCCAACGCCAGAACGAGUUCCUCACAAUCACAGCUGUUUCUGGGGACGGCACCGUCUUGGACUUUGAGCCAGCCUUGGAAUACGAACACUACGGCUUCACCCAGGUGGUGGAGGGCGUCGUGCUGGAAAUGCGCGCAGAGGUCGGAAUGGUGACCCGUAACGUCAAAUUCAGGGGAUCAGUCCAGGAGGAAUGGGUGGAGACCUACGAGGCCUGCCCUGAGGAAUUUGACACGAAUCAAUUUGCCACCCAGACAUGUUUCCUCGGUCGUUUUGGUGAGGAAACAGGAAGCGACCAAUUUGGUGCACAGAUGAUGCUGUUUGCCAAGUACCAGGACCAACAACUGGUCAAAGGUCGCAUCGAGUACGUUGAGGUCACCCAUGCUGGGCAAGCCUUCCGGCUGGGUCGCUACCCAAUCCACUUCCAUCUCAAUGGGGACGUGUCGGGAUCCUACGUGCGAGGUUGCGGUAUCCACCACACCUUCAACCGCGCCGUCACCAUCCAUGCCGUGCACAAUCUCCUCGUGGAGCACAACGUGGCAUACAAUGUUAUGGGCCACGCCUACUUCCUGGAGGACGGCAUCGAAACAGGUAACAUCAUUCAGUACAACCUUGGCGUCUUUGUCCGCCCCAGUAGCAGCUUGCUCAACGUGGACAUCACCCCGGCCACCUACUGGGUUACCAACCCGGACAACAUCGUCCGUCACAAUGCAGCAGCUGGGGGCUCCCAUUUCGGCUUUUGGUACAACAUGCCGACCAACCCUGGAGGUCCUUCAUUCACCUCUUCCAUCUGUCCCCGCAAGGUCCCCCUGGGAGAAUUCCGCAAUAACUCCGCCCAUGCCCAGGGCUGGUAUGGCAUCUGGAUCUUCCCGACCUACACUCCUAAAGUGGGCGGAGGCUGCAACUCCUGGGAGGAUGAACCGGCCAAGUAUUAUAGCCUGUACGCCUGGGAGACGGAGCGUGGUGCAGAGGCUGUUGUCUCUGGCGCCAUUCAGUUCCACGACUUUGUCAUCUCGGAUGCAGACAAGGCCGGAGUGGAAUACCAGGACAUUGGUGCCCCUUGGGGUGGUGCCCUGGUCAAGAACCUGACUGUGAUAGGGUACAGUAACAUAUCAGAUCCCAGUGAGUGCACAGAAGCAGGUGUUCAGGGGCCAAAGGCUGAUGGCCUGACUGUAGAUGGCGCCAAAUUCAUCAACUUUGACCAGUCUCGGUGCGCAGCCUUCCGGACCUGUGGCCACUGUAAGGUAGACCAGGGGGGUUUCUCGGUCCGCACGCAGGGCCUGGAGUUCCUCAACUCUCCCAAUAAGGCAGCUUUCAAGUGGCAGCAUGAGGUGUGGAUCGAGGACAUGGAUGGUACUCUCACUGGGAUGACCGAUUACAUCGUCCUCCCAAGCAAUCCUAACCUUCCCUCUGACCACUGCACCCAGGAGGCUGGCUACAGUGUCGGUUUUUCAGGCUCACACUGCGACACAACAGUCCGUCUCCAUCGCCUGGCUUUCAACAACCCAUUGCCCUCCUCCCUCAGGUACAAGAACACCCUGUUUACCAACGCACAGGGUACAAGCCGCAUACCUUAUCACAAGAAGCGUAUCACGCACCCCGAAGGCUGGAUGAUCACCCUUAUCGAUGGGGACAACUACAACAUGAUUUUCGAGAACGUGGACCAUGUCACCAACAUUUCUUACACUGCCCGCUUCUACAACUUUGAUGAUGGGGACUAUGUGUUGAUCAACCACAACUUCACCCAGAGGCCCGAUAAAUUUGCCACGAUCGGCAUAAUUGAGAACAGCACUGAAAGUGUACCAACUUAUGCUGCAAAUGAAAAUGGUGAUUGGCACUUUGAAAAUGAGACCAGAAUCUUGACUUAUAUCGUGUCGGGCAAAGGUGAGUCAGGACCGGUCAACAGAGAUGUUGACCUGGACGUCUACCAGUGCUUCUACCUGGACUGCCUCCCACCCGUUCCUGAGAUCCCCGAACCACCCCCUGCUGGCCGGCCAGUCGACGCCCGUCUGUGGUCAGACCCAUUAUCUUGGGAUGACGUGGAGUCUGGCUGGAGCGGAAACCUGAACGGCUCGGUAACCAACGUAAUGAUUAUGCCAUCGGUCUGGAUGGUUGCAGAUGUCCAACUCCCUGUCAUGAACAAGCUCUUCAUUUACGGUGCCCUGGAGAUUGAAGAUUCCCAGGACAACAAGCUGGAGGCCACCUACAUCCUGAUCCAGGGAGGCCGGCUGGUCAUCGGCUUCUCCGAUUCCAACCCCUUCCAGCACGAGAUGAAGAUCCUACUGAACGGACACCACUUCACCCCCGACCAGCCCCUGCCUAAUGGGCCUAACCUGGGCUCCAAGGCUCUUGGUGUAUUUGGAGGCCUAGACAUCCACGGCAAAAAUCGCAGCAUCUACUGGACCCAGCUGUCUGCCACUGUCUCCCCUGGUGACAGUACCCUGACUGUGAAGGAUGAGACAGACUGGGAGGUCGGGGAUGAGAUUGUCGUGGCAACCACCUCCUAUGAAGCGUGGCAGACGGAGACUUUCAAGAUUGAAGCUGUCACUGAUGCCUCUACCUUCCAAAUCAAUGGGACCUUUGCCUUCAGACACAUUGCGGAAUACAAUGAUGACUAUGUCUUAGCAGCCGAGGUGGGUCUCCUGACUCGCAACAUCAAGAUUGAAGGCAACGACUAUGACCUUCUGUUCGAUGAGUCCUACGGGGCCCGUGUCUUGGUUGGACGAUUUUUCCAGGAUGGAGUCCAGUACAAAGGGUACGCCCGUAUUUCCAACGUGGAGUUCUACCACUCGGGCCAGGAGGGCUGGUCGGACUUCUUUGAUCCCCGCUACUCCCUGGCCUUCCUGGACGUGGGGGAGAUCACUGCAGAAGCCCCGUCUUCCGUCAAAGGUUGCAGCUUCCACAAUGGCUUCAGUCCGGCCAUCGGUGUGUUCGGCACUGAUGGACUUGUGGUCAGAGACAAUGUGAUUCACCACACCGUUGGAUCAGCCAUCAUUGUUCGAGACGACAACACCCAACUCAUCCACAACCUGGUGACCCUGAUGGUAUUCCCCGGCACCUACCAGGAUCGCUUCGAGUCUGAGAACCUGGAUUGGAAUGCCGGCAUUGAGGUGGACAAAGCAGACAAGGUUGUCCUGAUCAACAACACGGUGGCCGGCUCGGAGCGGGUGGCUUUCAAGGUCAGAGGAGAGGCUUGCUUUGACCCACCCAACCCGCUGACAGACUGGUACGGCAAUGUUGGCCACUCCACCCUCCAUGGCAUCCACAUCUUCCUGUCGCCCAUCCUGCCUUGCACCAAGGUGGCCAAUUUCCUGAUCUACAAGAGCUGGGACUUUGGCAUCUACCACCAGAGCACAGCCAGGGUGCUGGUAACCGACGUAAAACUGGUGGAUAACAAGAUAGCCAUCCUGCCUAUCGUCUUCAGCCCUGCGGCCCUCUCCCACAAAACUUCCGACAAGUUUGUCCGGGUCAAGGACUCGCUCAUCGUGGGUGUCAGUGACUCGUUUGAGUGCUCCAGUGACAGCGUGGUGCCGGAGAAUGCUGUACAAAGCAGCCGACAGCGGGCCCCUCGUGCCCCAGGUGGGGGCCACUCAGGUCUGGUCUGGCCCAGCUUUGCCUCUGGCCCAAACCUGGCCCCCUUUUUCGCCUUCCAUCCUGUUGCGAGCUACCCCAUGAUCAACGGGGUCACUCAAGUUCAGAAUGUUGACUUCCGCAGUUUCGGUGAGCACUGCGGGAAAACGGAUGCGAUGAUCGUGACUAAUGCCGCCUCUGAAGACGCACUUCACCCAAUUGAGAUCUCAGGAAUCACAAUGACAAAUGUGGAUGAGGCUCGCAAAGUAUUCCUCCACAGACCAAACGUAGGGUCUGUGAACCCCUCGGACUGUGUCGACAUGGACUGUGAUGGCAUGAAGAAGGCCAUGAUUCGUGACCUGGACGGCAGCCUGCUGGGCUCCCCUGGCACCCUCAUCCCCCAGUCAGAGUUUGAGUGGGAUGGCGACCCGCGCCGCGGCCUAGGCGACUACCGCAUACCCAAAGUCAUGCUGACCAGACCGGAUGGCUCCAGGAUCCCCGUAGAGGAUAAGGCGCCGAAUAAGGGCAUCUAUCGAGGACACAACAAUGAGUGCACAUUCAACUCCAACUGGCGGGCGUAUGAAUGCCACGGAAUUGACCACAGGAUGCUGGUAGUGGAGAGCAUGGACGCUGACACCGAAGUCCGCCGCCUGACGCCGCUGGCCAUGUACAGUGACAGCUACGUGGACUUGAUCAAUGGGCCACAGGACAACGGCUGGUGCCAUGGGUACACUUGCCAGGAACGUAUCAGCACUCUCUACACCAUCGUGGCCACGGGCAAAGACUACGAGGUGUACUUCACCAGCACCAACCCUCAGGUUCUGCGCCUCCACCUGCUGAACUCGGAUGAGAACCAGGCAGUGGUCCUGGGCAUCUGGUACGCCAACCCCCAGCGACUUGAUGUCUACUACAAGAAUGAAUAUGUGACACCAACCAACGCUGACUACAGCACCGGCGAAUUUACCUGGAAGGCCAAAGACCCAUCCCUUCCUGCCGACCAGUACAACCCCUCGGUCACGUCCAAUGUGCAUGGUGAGAACUACUUCGAGCGCGAUACCCAGACCCUUUGGCUUCUGGUCAAGGGCCCUGUGCCCGUGGAGAUCCGCACCACGGCCGUCAUCAUGGUCACCUUCGGCGUGCCGGCCGUCUCAGUGGACAACUUCUACGAGGAUGCCAACCUGGUGCGCAACCUGGCCGCCCUGCUCAACGUGGACCAGUCACAGAUCCGUGUGGUGGACGUGGUGAGUGAGUCGAGUGGGCGCCGGCGCCGCCGUGCCGCGGAGGGGGAGGCGGAGGUGAUUAUGGAGAUCGGCCCCCCACCAUCGGAGACGAUAGACUCACCGGGAUCUGAUACUGUGAACCAGACGAGCUCCAAUACGACAACAGCUGCCCCGCCGAGUGGUUCAACCCCUGCACCAGGUGGCAACCUGAACUUUGACGAUCUGGUGGAGGUCCAGUCCAUCCUUGCUGACACCAUGCAGUCUGGUGACCUCGGCGAUGCCCUCAACAUCACCGUCACCUCCAUGCUGAUGUCAGAUCCCGUGGCCGUGGUGGUUGACCCAACUGGUGGUGUUCGUGCCACCAAUGAGACAGGGGGCAGCAGUGACGUGCCCAGCGGAACCAAGACGUAUGAUGAGUUGAUGCGGGAGGAAGAGGAACAGGAGAACGCCAACUUGGAGCUUGAGAUUGAGUACCGCACCCCGGUGGCCCUGGUCCUGCACACCCAACCUGACGGAGCCCGAGAGGGAGCCGUCCUGACCCAGCAACCCACAGUGUAUGCCGUUGAUGCCCUGGGCAACAUUGUCCCUCAGCUGGGAGCUCGGCUGAACCCCUGGCAGCUGACCGUCUCCAUCAACCCCUCCACCCCCAGUGCUGACACAAUCCAGCUCACGGGCAACCUUACCGUGGCAUUUGAUGGCAGCUGGGCCAACUUCACGGAUUUGACCCUCGACGUCCAGGCCUCAGGAGUCAUCCUUGACUUCCAGAUCACCUUGCCCAACACUUCCAGCCUGGAAGUCAGUGCCCAACCCUUUGAUGUGGCAGUCCGGCCGUAUUACCUGAUGGCACUGACUUCGCCCGAUGCGGCAUCCAUUAACUCAACUUUUGACGUGAUUGUGGAAUUGAGGGACGAGAUCACUAUGCUGGUCCCACAAAACCUGUCUGCCAAAGGUCUGGAGUGGCAUGCUCUGAUAGCCCUCAACAUGCCCACCAACUACAGGGGCCAAUUGCGGGGUCAGCUGGAAACGACUUUUGACCUGGCCACUGCCCAGGCACAGUUCACCAAUCUGUCCAUAGAUGCAGCCGGGGUGAGCUACAUCCUGGCGGUCAGCGUGGAGACCAUCCCGUCUAGUGCCUACCAGCUUGGUCUGAUGCUUGACCCUUUCGAUGUGGUAGACCCCAGCACUGUCAACGUGACCGGGCCAACAAGACGCCUGAUGCUGCGCUUCGACGUCAGCUACGACGAGGUGGUGGCUGGCAAGGAGGACCUGCUGGAGAUCAACUUCCUGAACUACAUCAACGGCCGGUACACUGGUGUACUAAUCAGCAGUGUUUUGAUUGAGAGAGGGUCCGUCCUGAUCUCCUUUGACAUGCAGGGUGAUGUCGACACAGCUGUGGACGAGCUGUGGAUGGACCUCCAGGGAGGGAGCUUCAGCCUGGAGUUUGACGGCUAUACCCUGCAGGCUGAGUCGUACCUGUUAGUGAACGGCGAGGAGUAUGGUGUGCCAACGGAGCCGCCUGCGGGAUUUCCCAUUUGGGCAAUUGCUGUGAUUGUCGUCGUUGUCUUGGUGGUAGUUCUGCUCAUUGUCCUUGUCAUUGUCAAGCUUUGCUGCACACGAGGAAAGACAGUGAGCAGCGUGGAGGCAGCGCCACUGACUGAGAGCUUCAAGCUGAAGGAGUUUACCAGCUCCGGCUCCCUCAACAAUCCCCUGCUGAAGGUGGACCAUGAACCAGACGGAUCAGCGUUUGAUCCAUAUGCCAACGGGUCUCCCAACACGCCGAGACGCACCCCAGAAGUGGAGGUGACAGCCCUGCCACCAGGCUUCACCGAGUCUACCGGCCAAGAAGAACGACUGCUGGAGGAGCGCAUCAAGAUGAUGAUCAUGGUCAAGAACUCUGACGGCACCUUCCAGAAGCUGGGCGCCGUCCAGGCCAACAAGGUGGGCACGGCCCGGGCCCUGAGGGAGGACGUCAAACGCGCCCUGCCGGCCAAGCUGCGGGACAAGAAGUUCAUCCUGCUGGAUGAGACGCUGAAGGACAUUGACGGGCCACGAGAGAAGAAAGCCAUGCUGUCAGAGAUCUACCGCUCCGAGUGCGUGCUGAUGCGCUGGGUCAGAGACCAAGAUGUGGCCAAGCUGUGCGUGUGUGGCCUGGUGGGACAGUUUGAGUGCUCCCUCUGUCGACGGCAGACCUACUGCAGCCCCCAGUGCCAGUCCACUGACUGGGUGCGCCACAGCAUGCAGUGUUCCAGCUACGCUGUGGCUUCAGUCGACAACCCUCGCUUGUAGAACCCCCUCUUGCACAUCCCGGACAUGAUUUAUAUUCCCUUUUUUGUUUGUUUCCAGUUUGUAAUUCCAUCCAGAGGAGCACCUUGAUUCAGAUUUUUAUUUUUGAUGUUUUAAUAUCUAAAGUUUAGAAAUGCAUAGCUUAUAGGUGUGUAUGACCUAUUGUUGUACAAAAAAGUUUAAGUGUGAUUUUGUGAUUUUUUGUUUUGCUCUUUAUCUAUAAUUUGAUCAAUUCAGUCAUUUGUGUGCACAAACAUUAUUAGUAGAUUGGAGUUCUUUGAUUCGAAAAAAAUUUAAUACACAAAAAAGAUGUUGCUUAUUUUAUUUUGUAUUUUAUGAUAAAAGCAAUACCUCAAAUUGUAGCAUUUGAUCUACAUCUUCCGACUGCAGAAGAGGCCUGCCGGAAUAUGGCCAUACAUUUUUUUUUCGACAGUCAUUUGCAAAAGUUCCAAUCAAAGACCUCAAGAUCUAAGGAAAUGCCAAGUGAUCUUAUGGAUUUAUUUCAGGUAAUAGCUCUUAUAUGUAGUACUUUUGGAUGAUUUUGAUGUUUUUAGUCAUUUUGGCAGCCUGCACUGCAGCAUGUAAGUUAUACAUAAUUUGAAGUAGUGGUGUGCAUAUUAAGGAUAUUGACAUAGUUAAUGAUUUUUGUACAAGAUUGAUGUAAAUUUUUUUGUACCGGGUAUAGAAUGUUUGUAUUGCUUAAAUAUGGCAUUUCUACUUUAUCACUUUAAAUUAUCUGUAAAAUAAAAUUAUAUGUUUGUACUUCUUAAAUGAUUAUUAAUAUCAAAGUAUUCAUACUUUGACCAUAGAAAAGAGUGUAGAGUACUGUAUGUCAUUGGUGGUGACAUAAUGUCAUUAAAGCCAGUUGUGCCAAAAAAGGGUCAUCAUCAAGCAGUCAUACUCUCCUGGAAACUUGAAAUGGUCACAGGAAAUAGCUUUAUGGACCAAAAUUACAGGGGUAAUAAUGACUUUAUAUGGUGGCCUAUAAAUGCCACUGUUGAUGUUCUUAGGCACUUCACUGAUACAUCUUAUUAUUACCAUUGCAAAGCCAUAACUGUUUCACUGUACACAUUUGUUACCUGUUUUGAGGGUUUGCCAACUGUUAUAAUCCUUUUACGGUAGAGAGGAACUCAUUCUAAAAAUUCUGAUCGAGUGUGUGAUGCAAAAAGCCAGUUGCUGAAGGUUUUGUUGAUUCUUCAUCAGUUCCAGGAUGGAACUUUCAUCUAAUUAUACACUUUAUAUGCCUUGUUGUCAAAAAGUGUGUGUCUGUAGUUGUAAUGAGCAUUGCUCUUUUUUGACUGACAUUCCACUCAAUUUAUAGAGAGUUUUAACCAACUUGUGAAGAGAAUAUUUUGUGAGAAACAUUUUCUUUUUCUAAUGUUUUCGUUGAGUAAGAAUUAGGGUUAGUGGAAUGUAAAUACUUAAUUAUAGGCUGACCAUUGUAGUUCACAUCAAAGCAAAAGGGCUGAAUAAUUUUAUUUGUAAAAAGGAGAUUUUUACUGUGAGAGUUGAAUAAUGUAUGCAUCAUCUUGUUUUAUGAAAAAAAAACGUUAGCAGUACCUGAAUGAUGGAAGGCUUGAUAUAAUAUUUUUGCCAUACACUACAGAAGAUCAGCCUAUCUUUUAGCAUGCUUCAUCUGUGAAAGAAGUUCUUUCACAGAUGAACCAUGCUAAAAGAUAUACAUUUACUUACAUACUAUUUUCUCAAAAUAGUGCACAUUGUGGUCAGUAUAUUUUACAUAAUCUCGAGAGUACUAUUUUUAUCAGUUGAGUAUUUUGUUAGUUUUGUAGUAUUGUGUGUGUGUGUGCCAUCAUGGAAUAAAGUUUGUGCUGAAAAAAAA